AUGGGAAGGGGAAGGGUGCAAUUGAAGAGGAUCGAGAACAAGAUCAAUAGGCAAGUGACCUUCUCAAAGAGGAGAACUGGUUUGCUCAAAAAAGCAAACGAGAUCUCUGUACUUUGUGAUGCUGAAGUGGCUCUUAUAGUCUUCUCCACUAAAGGCAAACUAUUUGAGUUCUCCAGCGAUCCCUGUAUGGAAAGAAUUCUUGAACGGUAUGAGAGGUAUUCAUAUGCGGAGAGGCAGCUUGUGACAAAUAAUCAGCCACAAAAUGGAAAUUGGACUCUAGAACAUGCAAAGCUCAAAGCAAGGUUGGAAGUCCUACAGAAAAAUCAAAGGAAUUUUAUGGGAGAAGAUUUGGAUAGCCUAAGCAUCAAAGAGCUUCAGAAUUUGGAACAUCAGCUUGAUUCUGCUCUCAAACACAUUAGAUCGCGGAAGAAUCAACUCAUGUAUGAAUCUAUUUCACAGCUUCAUAAAAAGGAUAAGGCCCUACAAGAACAAAACAACACGCUUGCUAAGAAGAUAAAGGAGAAAGAGAAGACACUAGCUCAACAGGCACAAGAGCAGCAAAAUAAGAAUGUGGAUCUUACUUCUGCUGUCCUUGUUCCUCAACCGUUGGAGACAUUGAAUAUUGGAGGUUCGCCAGAAACUAGAGGUAACGGAGGAAAUAUUGAUGGAACCUCAACUCCAGCCCAAGUUACCCUUCUUCCACCUUGGAUGCUUGGUCCCACAAAGGAAUAGAAUAAUGUUAACUACA
Molecule: messenger RNA, 748 nt
Organism: Abrus precatorius (Indian licorice)
Lineage: Eukaryota; Viridiplantae; Streptophyta; Magnoliopsida; Fabales; Fabaceae
Product: truncated transcription factor CAULIFLOWER A-like
Exons: 8
Coding region: 1-732 (243 amino acids)
Biological process (GO): positive regulation of transcription by RNA polymerase II
Cellular component (GO): nucleus
Molecular function (GO): DNA-binding transcription factor activity, RNA polymerase II-specific; RNA polymerase II cis-regulatory region sequence-specific DNA binding; protein dimerization activity
Source: RefSeq, a predicted model, not a curated record